ACACACCGACUUGACUUACUUUAUGAAAUGCACCUCAAUCCCAACUCUCAAAAGUUGAACUUUGAAAUUUGAUAAUUAUAAGCAAAAUAGCUAGUGAAAAUUUCUUGUUGAUUGCAUUGUGUUGAAGUAUCAAUUUGCAAUGGGUAAUCGUUCGUCUCUCUUAUUACAAGAGGAGGAAAUUGCUCAAAUCUCUGAAGAAACAGGAUUCAAUGCGAAUCAAAUAGAGCGAUUGUAUUCAAGAUUCACAUCACUCGACAGAGGUGAUUGUGGAACACUGAGUAGAGAAGAUUUCCUUAGAAUACCGGAAUUAGCAAUAAACCCAUUGGGAGAAAGAAUAGUGAACUCUUUCUUCCAAGAAGAUCAGUCUAAUGACAGGGUUAAUUUCAAGCAGUUCAUGAGGGUGUUGGCACAUUUCAGACCAAUCAAAAAAAAUAAAGAGAAUAAGCUGAAUAGCAGAGAAGAAAAGUUACGCUAUGCUUUCAAGAUGUAUGAUUUAGAUAAUGAUGACCUCAUUUCUAAAAAUGAACUACUAGCUAUUCUUCACAUGAUGGUGGGAGCGAAUAUCAGUGAUGAGCAAUUAACAAGUAUCGCAGAGAGAACUAUAUCAGAGGCAGAUGAAGAUGGAGAUCAAAUGAUUUCAUUCGAAGAAUUUUGUAAAGCGUUGCAGAGGACAGAUGUCGAACAAAAAAUGAGCAUUCGGUUCUUGAACUAAGGGAAAACUAUCCCGUAACUCUUGUUACAAAUGUGAAAAAAAUGGAUUUAAUAGUCAACAGGGGAUGGAGAAUUUAGUGAAUUGAUGUUAUACUUUGUUCUAGAUAUUUUAUAAUUUUAAUGUACAUAAUUUUUUUGUAGGUAUGUAUCAGUUUUGGUGAAGAGUUUAACAAAUGAAUUUCUUGUU
Molecule: messenger RNA, 898 nt
Organism: Coccinella septempunctata (seven-spotted ladybird)
Lineage: Eukaryota; Metazoa; Arthropoda; Insecta; Coleoptera; Coccinellidae
Gene: elm
Product: calcineurin B homologous protein 1
Exons: 3
Coding region: 140-712 (190 amino acids)
Molecular function (GO): calcium ion binding
Source: RefSeq, a predicted model, not a curated record